Messenger RNA from Cynara cardunculus var. scolymus (artichoke), 756 nucleotides. Its product is annotated as bidirectional sugar transporter NEC1. The transcript is spliced from 6 exons. Gene Ontology annotation, cellular component: membrane. Lineage: Eukaryota; Viridiplantae; Streptophyta; Magnoliopsida; Asterales; Asteraceae. The coding region runs from base 1 to 756 and encodes 251 amino acids. Gene Ontology annotation, biological process: carbohydrate transport. Gene Ontology annotation, molecular function: sugar transmembrane transporter activity. The record is from RefSeq and is a predicted model, not a curated record.
AUGUUGGCCUUCUUGAACGCUCACAUCUUGGCUAUCGUCUUCGGCCUCUUAGGUAAUAUAAUAUCGUUUCUCGUGUUCUUGGCCCCACUGCCAACAUUCUACAAGAUUUACAGAAAGAAAUCAUCAGAAGGGUAUCAAGCGAUACCGUACAUAGUCGCUCUCUUCAGUGCGGCAUUAUUGUUGUACUAUGCUUUUCUUAAGACGAAUGCAUACAUGAUCGUCUGUAUCAAUGGCAUCGGAUGCCUUAUUGAGAUAGCUUACCUCUCAGUGUACCUCUUUUAUGCCCCCAAAAGAACCAAGAUAUCUACAAUAAAAUUUAUAUCAGUAUUCAACAUCGGUGGACUUGGUACAGUGUUGGUGUUGUCGCUUGUCUUGGUGAAAGGCCCGAAAAGAGUUGAACUUGUAGGGUGGACUUGUGCCGUUAUCAAUCUCGCUGUGUUUGCCGCUCCUCUAAGCAUCAUGAGGAAAGUGAUACGAACGAAAAGUGUCGAGUACAUGCCAUUCAUGCUCUCUUUCUCACUCACUCUAUGUGCCAUCUCGUGGUUCUUCUAUGGCUUCUUCGUAAACGACUACUACAUAGCAGUGCCAAAUGUUGCUGGAUUUUUAUUCGGGAUCACUCAAAUGGUUCUCUAUUGUGUAUACAAGGAUUCCAAGAAGCAAUCUGGUUCGGAUUCGGUCGAGAAACCGAAUAAAACUGGCACCGAUCGAGAAAACCUCGAGGUGGAAGUGGUGGUUUCCGACGGCCAUCGACAUUAA